Messenger RNA from Cataglyphis hispanica, 322 nucleotides. RefSeq names its product IQ domain-containing protein K-like. The record is from RefSeq and is a predicted model, not a curated record. The coding region runs from base 11 to 307 and encodes 98 amino acids. Gene Ontology annotation, molecular function: protein binding. The transcript is spliced from 2 exons. NCBI's taxonomy places the organism in Eukaryota, Metazoa, Arthropoda, Insecta, Hymenoptera, Formicidae.
UUAGAAAAAAAUGUACUAUGCUUUACAGACACAUAAAUGUUCUUUCAAUGGAUUGGAUUAUCUCGCAGAAAUCCUUUGGAAUCGUAAUUCGCGACAUCCAAGUAGAUUGUGUACUUGGCUGAAUGUGUUUGACAUACCACAAUUUAAACUUUGGCUAAAAUCACAUCCUAGGUCAAUUUAUCCAAAAUCAUGGCUAUGGAAUAAAGAAGAUGCAGCCUUACAAAUACAGAGAUAUGUUCGUGGUUGGCUCAUUAGAAAGAGAGUGGAGGUUGAGGAGAUGCGCCAAUUUUGGAAGGUAUCAGUAUGAUUGAGAGCCAAAGAA